AUGCUCUCAGAUGAGCAGAUAUUGAAGAACUCAGUAAUGCCUGCAGAAGAGAAAAUUGGUUACCCAGCCAGCCAAUGGUAUUUAGACGCACCCACAUCAUCGCCUUUAUUGGUCACUUCGCUUCCAGCUAUGUGCACAAUCAGCGUGGGGACACGAACAGCAUCGGCUCGAGGAGGGUUAGCUAAUGCUUCAGUAAUCAAACAGUCCUUGUCUGCUUUGAAACAGUACUUUGGACAUGCUAGAGAAAAACGCAAGGACAAAAGUUUGGCUUUUAAUUUGGCAUAA
This is a messenger RNA of Echinococcus granulosus, 285 nucleotides long. RefSeq lists its product as hypothetical. Lineage: Eukaryota; Metazoa; Platyhelminthes; Cestoda; Cyclophyllidea; Taeniidae. The transcript has a single exon. The record is from RefSeq and is a predicted model, not a curated record. The coding region runs from base 1 to 285 and encodes 94 amino acids.